UACCAGAAUGUCGAAGUAAAGGUGGUUGCAACGAAAGAGUCGCUUGCGUUCUACGACCGUACGGACGUGGUCAAGACAGGAGGACGAGUGAUUUGUGAGUACACAAAGUUUCAAGAUGAAUUUCUGCAUAUCAACGGAUCACACAAGAAAGGAGAACCAACCCUGCAUAUCGAGUUGAUGAGAUCGGCUGACAUAGUCCUUGUCACUCCCUGCCCGGAAAAUACGCUCUCAAAAAUCGCACAUGGACUCUGCGAUAACCUUUCAACCUCUCUGCUUCGUGCAUUGGCACCUACGACACCGACUUACAUAUCCACAGCAAUGAACACGCUCAUAUACGAACAUCCGCUUACAGCAGAGCAUGUGCGCAUUGUCCGGGAUGUUGUGCGGUAUCAAAUUGUUGGGCCAUUGCAAAGGAUAUCGUCAUGUGGGGACGUCGGACUGGGUGCCAUGACAGAAUGGUGA
Molecule: messenger RNA, 462 nt
Organism: Suillus plorans
Lineage: Eukaryota; Fungi; Basidiomycota; Agaricomycetes; Boletales; Suillaceae
Product: flavoprotein
Exons: 4
Biological process (GO): coenzyme A biosynthetic process
Cellular component (GO): phosphopantothenoylcysteine decarboxylase complex
Molecular function (GO): phosphopantothenoylcysteine decarboxylase activity; FMN binding
Source: RefSeq, a predicted model, not a curated record